AUGGUCCUCUUGCGAACCAGAGCGGCUGCUGCUGCCGACACGGACCGGAAACUCAGUUCCAAAAAAUCCGAGCCUGCAACUGAUGACGAACCCGUCAGCUCGACCGAAGAGGAAAUCUCCGACGUUGGCGGGUUAAGCGACGAUGAUCAUCACGGCUUCGGAGACAUCACACCACGGCGGGUUGGAGUUGGGUCGGGACCGACUCUCGAACAGAAGCUUGCUGCUGCUGCUGCUGCUGCUGCUGCUGCUUAUUCUGAUAAUAAUAAUAAUAACAACUAUAAUAAUAAUAAUAACAAUUCCGGUAACAAUCAUACACGGUCUUCGCAGCGGAGCAUCAAGAAACGCAAGCCCAUUGGUUAUCAGUCCAAGAACGGACGCAAGUCGGAUUCGUUUCAGAAGGGGUCUUCUUUUGUAUAUGGGUCGCCGUCGUCGAGUGCGCCGGUGCAUUCGCAAUCAGCUUCGUUUUCACCGUUACACCAGUUAGGCCAGUCUCAAACGGGGAAUGAUCACGUCGAAGAAACCGAGAGAAAUGGAUUUAGGGUGCCGAUUGAUACUGACCUGGAGAUUUCGAGUUCGAGGGCCGUCCCAGAGGUUCUUGGCUUUAAGCAGCCGCCUGAGCUUCCGCCAGCUAGUAUAUCGAGCUCCUCGCUGUUUACCUCGUCCGCGUUUGAUAUUGAGAUUCACGACUCUGAUGAUGACUCGCCUCUUAGUUCGGCCGUUAGUUGCGCCUCCCUUGAGGAGUUUGUGAAUGAAUGUUCGCGCAAGACCCAGUAUCUCUGUCCGAUGUGCAAGGAGCCGGUAGCGCCGGCACUAUUGGUCAAGUUCCAAGCGCAGCCCAGACAGCGUAUCCGAGAUCAGCAGGUCUUCUGUGAGUCGCAUAAGAAGUCCUCCGCAGAGAAAGAGUGGGAAGAGAAGGGGUAUCCAACGAUUGACUGGGAAAAUUUCCAUGAGCGAAUCCGCACUCAUUUCGACGACUUGGAGAAGAGGAUUCUCGUUCCAGAUAGUCCGUCCUAUUACAGAAACGUCUUGGACACAGCACUGAAAUCCGGCCAGGCCAAGAACUUCCGACUCACUCUAUCUGGUGACGUGUUAGAAACAAUAUCAUGCGGCUACUAUGGCACUCGAGGGUCAGGGAAAAUGCUACAAGCUAUUACAGCGCGGUUCGCCCGGAAGCUUCGCCAUCUAGCAGCCGACGACCAUAUCGUCAAGAAGGCCGGUGUAGUCGUUUACUCACAGGCCGUGCUUGUUCCAGAACUUGCAGUGAGACUUGUGAAGGAGGACAUGGGCGUUGACGAUGAAUCCGCGCGGCAGAUUCUACGAGAGAGUAUCGAGAUUGGAGAAAAGUUGAACUUUGCCCUGAGUGAUAGCGUGCCGGUCACGGAAAAAGCUGAUGAGCUGAGCUGAGUGCCCAGAAUUAAACACUUUCUUGUACUUGCUUCCCUUAUCUUCAUCAGUCAUCCAUUUUAGCUUAGUGUAGGUAGCUUAUUAUUAUUAUCAUUCCUAUUAUUAUUUUGCGCUCGUUGUCGAAAGAUACCUACUUGCCUGUAUAUAGAGAAUGUUCGCUCCUGAUACCAAAAUGUUUUUCUUGCC
Messenger RNA from Aspergillus ochraceoroseus IBT 24754, 1590 nucleotides. RefSeq names its product RTC4 family protein. The transcript has 2 exons. Lineage: Eukaryota; Fungi; Ascomycota; Eurotiomycetes; Eurotiales; Aspergillaceae. The record is from RefSeq and is a predicted model, not a curated record. The coding region runs from base 1 to 1404 and encodes 467 amino acids.